This is a messenger RNA of Rhineura floridana, 1500 nucleotides long. It is a transcript of the gene HEPACAM2, whose product is annotated as HEPACAM family member 2. The record is from RefSeq and is a predicted model, not a curated record. Lineage: Eukaryota; Metazoa; Chordata; Lepidosauria; Squamata; Rhineuridae.
CAAAGAGCAGACUUUUCAGAAGGGGGGGAGCCGCAUAGACAUAGAAAAGCAAAUAAGACCCACGGCUGCUGGACCAAGCUCUGACAGUGCACCAAAGAGAAAGGGGUAUCUGUGUGAGACAGGAUGCAUUCAUGGAGCUCUUUAGCACCACAUUUUAUGUUGCAGUGCAGAAUCUACGUUCUGCUGUUAGGUAUUUGUUCUGCACUAAAAUUGACAGUUCCAUCACAUACAAUCCGUGGCAUUGAAGGGCAGCCACUCACUCUCCCAGUUGAUUAUAAUUUCAACAUUACCGUUUCUGAUAUCCAGAUAAUAUGGCUGUUUGAGAAGCCACCAACAACCCUCAGAUAUCUGCUUAUCUCUGUAAAUCAGUCUGUAGUUCCAGACUUGGAAUAUAGGCACAAAUUUACACUUACACCUCCAAAUGCAUCCUUGCUGAUAAAAUCUUUGCAUCUUAGCGAUGAAGGCAGUUAUAUUAUCAAAAUCAAUAUCUAUGGAAAUGGAACAAUACCAGCGAGUGCAAAGAUUCAAGUUACCGUUGAUGUUCCUGUCACAAAGCCAGUCAUAUACACUGAGCCCUUGUUUGGAGUUGUGGAAAACAGUGGGAACAUUACUUUGAAAUGCACUGUGGAGAAAGGCACACGGAUUGUUUACCAGUGGAUGAAAAAUGGAUACCCCAUUGAAGCCAGCACGAUCUAUUCCUUGUCAGCAAACAACGACGUGCUUUGGAUUGCCCCUGUUAUCAAAGAAGCCAUUGGGAAUUACAGCUGUUUAGCAGAAAACCCAGUCAGUGCCAUGGAGAGUGACAUGAUCCUGCCAACUAUAUAUUAUGGACCCUAUGGACUUACCAUAAAUUCUGACAAUGGCCAGAAAUUAGGGGAUUAUUUUACGGUUGAUAAAGGUGAAGCAGUCCAGCUUUACUGCUCAGCAGAUUCCAAUCCACCCAAUAAUUAUUCGUGGAUCCGGAGGGCAGACAACUCCACACACCUCAUUAAGUAUGGAAGGUCUCUGGAAGUUGGAUCUGAGAAAGUGACACAAAAAACAGAAGAAUACAGGUGCAGAGCUGUCAACAACAUGACUGGAAAAUGGAAAGAAACCCACAUAUUUGUGAUUAUUAUGCCAAAAGGACUGGAGCAGCUGGCCCAAAAAGGAAAAUACUUGUCACCACUAGGAAUAAUAACUGGAAUUUCCUUAUUUUUGAUAGUAUCAAUGUGCUUUCUAACAUUAUGGAAAAGAUUUCAGCCUCAUAAAGUUCUACAGCAGAAGCUUCAGACCAGGCCUGAAGCAGAUUACAGAAAAGCACAAACAAUUUCAGGGCAUGAAAAUGCAUUAGAUGAUUUUGGAAUAUAUGAAUUUGUUGCAUUUCCUGACCCUGCAGGAAUUUCAAGGGUGUCAAGUCGGUCUGUUUCUGGCUCUGACAUGGUGCAUGGCCAGGAUUUUAAUGGUACAGUUUAUGAAGUUAUUCGGCACAUCCCUGAACAACAUCAAGAAUAUCAAGAGUAA